GCGUCCGGGCGGUAGCGGAGACUAGCGCUUUAGUCCAGCAAGCGUUAUUGUCUCCGGCUUACAUAUCAAAUAGUUAUAGUGUACACAAGUGAUGAAACACAGUUGCGCGUGUGGGUGCACCAGUAACACCGGUUUCUUACGCUGGCUGUCAAGGAGCCGCACAGCACCUAGUCCGGCGGACGGCCGCAAAUGGCGUCCUGCUUUGCUUGCUUUGGGAUAUGCUCAGCGGCCGACGCCGAGCGUGUGCGGCGGCAGCAGGCGGCACUAAGGGAACUGGAAGACAUCCAGUCAAAGCCCUUGGAGGCGCUCGCGCACCGACGUAAACGGGGACAUGACCAUACUCAGCCUGCCAAGACAAUAACAACCGUGGAGGCGUCACCUAGCUCCUCUGUUGACUUAGAAAGCUUGAAUGGCGCCCCAAGCGUUGACGCGGAGUCGAGCGCUGGGCGCCCGACAGUGCAGCGUUCGGUUUCUCCGGACCGGCGAAGCGCUCGCGUGCGCCCGCUGAACGAACCUCGCCCCACGACUUCUCAAAGCUCGCUCAGCAGCAGUCCGAACGGCAACAGGUGCACCGCAAGCCUCAACCCCAGCCCCGCACCUAGCCCUCGGACCAGCAACCACGGACUGCAAAAUGCCAAUCCUUGCGGCCUCGCAUCGAUGGGGCUUCCCGUGGCCAUGGCGACGACGUCGUCGAGCGAGCUGAGCACCCCCAGCUCGCACACCCACCGCAACACAUCAGCCAGCCCCGGGGCGGGCUCCGAGUCCACCGCCACGCCGCGCCUGCUGCCGCCGAUGUUCCUCAUGCACAGCGCCAACUGCCCCCUGACAGCGCCGCAUACCGCCCGCUCGCCGGCGACCGCCACUGGCGACCAUGGCGGCGGUGGUGGUUGCGGUGGCGGCAACGGCGAGAGUGACAGCACGCCGUCAGGGGCGGAGCGGGAAGCAGUCCCAUCCCCUCACGGCCCCAUGAACGGCGGCCGCGCGCCCCGCACCUCGCCGGCCGCUGAGCCCGGGCUCUCACCGCAGCACACCAGUCCCGGCGCGCUGGAGGAGGGUGGCGGGGUGGUGCUUGCGCCGCGCUUCGGCCUGGCGACGGCUAAGUCAGCGCCGGUGCACGGGUCGCCAUCAGCAUCGGCAGCAGCAGGGGGCGGGCACGAGAUCGGGCCGCAGGAGGAGGGCGCGAGUGUGCGGCGCGAGCGCCGGCGCCGCAGCGAGGCGCUGGCCCGGGUGGACGAGGAGGAUGUUACCGAGCCGGAGCGGCCGGCGGUGCCGCCCCCCGCUGUGCUUGUCAGCCCCUUGCAGCUCCUGACCGAGGAAACGUUCCUGGCCUCAUCGACAGCGGCGGUGGCGGCGACGGGAGCAAGGCUGGUGCUGGAGGAGGCACCGGCUGCUGGAGUGCAGCGGGCAGGGGGCCACAACGUCGGGGUUGCCGAGGAGCAGCGCUUUGGGGGGGACAGGGUGUGCGUCGUGGCCGACGUCGCGGGCGCCUGUCCGGCGGGCUGCGAGGACGGGCUGCGGGAAAGGCCUGGGUCCGCGGCCGGGGGCAGCCCCUGCGAGCCUGUGUGCUCGCCUGCGGGGAGCCACGCUGCCUCGCGCCGUACCUCGGAAGCAGCCGGGCCGGACGCGGCAGCAGGCGCCGGAACACCGGCCAGGGGUCCCGAGGCCAGCGCUGCGCUGGCGGCUGCGCCCACUCCUGAGCCGGCACCACAGCAGGCGGCGGCGCUGUCGCCGCCUUCCACGCAGCCCGCAGAGGCAGGUGUAGCUGCGCCCAGCCCGAUACAGGCCACACCACAGCGGUCGUCGCAGCCAUCCAGGCACGCCUGGCCUGCUGCUGCGGUGGCCGCGGCCCGGGGCUCCCGGCCCGCCCCUGCCCAGCCGCAGCAGACGCCCUCGCGCUCGCCGGCUGCACCCUCACGCAGCGGUAUCGCCUCAGCGCAGCAGCAGGACCCGCCUCGCCCCAGCCCCGGCAGCCGCGCCCCCGGGCCCAGCACCGCCAGCCCUGCAGCCGCCCCUCCGGCCCGCCGCGCGCCCUUCCCGGCCGCCGCCUCCUCCCCGGCACCAGCUCGCAGCCCCGCACCCGGCCCCACCCCACGCGGCGGCGGCGGUGGCGCCACCGCCAGUGCCAACCCCUUCGCCUCCGUGUACGGCAGCGCCGCGUCAGGUCGGCUGCGCAGCACGCCGCCGCCGCCUCACGCCUUCAGCAUGCACGCCAGCGCCUCCACACGGAUGGCGCUGCAGGACGUGCUGUCAUCGCGUCGCUCGGUGAACCGGGGCGGCGGCUUCAGCAGCAGCAUGAGCGUCAACGGGCUGGGCGGGAACGUUGACUUCCGGCCCAAGUGGCGCUUUUAGUGCGAUGCUGGCUGGCACUGGUGAUUCAGCGUGGCGUUAUGCGUUGUGGCAUGGCAGAACCCAAUGUGUUUGUCGAUACAUACGUGCGCGGUGUGUGGCUGAAGUGCCGGUGGGGUCCAGGCGUGGACCGGUGGGUUGUAUGAGGGCCUCCGUCCUCAGCACGCGUUAGUAACAAACACACUGUAGAACACAAUAGUUUAUACUGUAGGUAAGAUCUGGCGAUCCCGCAUUGUGAUUUGGGCUGUGGCGCGUGCGCGGAGCGUGAUGUGAUCGCUUUUACUGGACGCGUGGGAAUGACUUGGGAAGGGCGAUUAUCUGUGAGUGGAGGGCAGGUUGCCAGGUGAACCGUAGCACAAUAGGACAGUCACAGUUGUUGAGGAGACGAUUUACUGACAACUAGGGCCCGCAUGUGUGCAUUGUUUCUUUUCUCAUAGCGCCAUUGUUGCCCGCGCUUCAUGUGUCCAUUGCACAACAUCCCCUUUACGCAACCGUUGCACGAACGCAUUGCCCAUGCGCGCUCAAGUCAGCACUUAGACUUUCAAAGAGACGCGUGUCCUGUGGUGGUACUUGAAGCCAACACGGUGGCUCUCAACCGUGUGGCUGUGACGCUUACGGCAAUCACUAGUGCCAUGACGAUGGCAAUUGGCGUGAUACACGAAUAGAUGAAUGCGAAGUGGUGUUUAGAGCGGGUCGCAGGGCCGAGCAGGUGCCUCCCCAUGAGAAUACUAGCGACUUGUUUGGCCUGACUUCUCUUUGUGUGAUCUUUUAUCCUAAGACUGUUUGCUGAUGUAAGCAUAAUUCAUGUCGACGAUUGGUUGGUCAGGGCGAAUGCGAGGAUUGAGCCACGAGGGAACACCUUGGCUGGGGGCGAUCGCGAGAAGAGUCGGCGGGUACGUGCCGAAGUCAAUGGAGUGGUGUCAACACAAAUUGUAACCCGAGUUAAAC
Chlamydomonas reinhardtii is the source of this 3294-nucleotide messenger RNA. RefSeq lists its product as uncharacterized. The transcript has 2 exons. The record is from RefSeq and is a predicted model, not a curated record. Bases 190 to 2349 code for a protein of 719 amino acids. Lineage: Eukaryota; Viridiplantae; Chlorophyta; Chlorophyceae; Chlamydomonadales; Chlamydomonadaceae.